Molecule: messenger RNA, 519 nt
Organism: Vicia faba (fava bean)
Lineage: Eukaryota; Viridiplantae; Streptophyta; Magnoliopsida; Fabales; Fabaceae
Source: the annotation of a GenBank genome assembly
AUGGCUGUUGAAUCUUAUGAUUUUGGACCUUACAAGAUCCACCAUAGUUCAGUAUUUCAUACAACUGAUCUUUCUUUUGCCUUUGUCAACCUUCGCCCUGCUGUCACUGGUCAUAUCCUUUUUAAUAUAUAUGAGUCAUAUUUAACUACAAAGCUACAUGUUCUUAUCUGUCCAAAGCGCGAAGUGAAACGCGUUGCUGAUCUUACUGAUGAUGAGAAUAUCGAGUUAUGGCGUAUAGCACAUAAACUUGGUAGACAGCUGGAGAGUUAUCAUAAUGCAUCAUCACUUACAUUUUGUAUCCAAGAUGGACCUCAUGCUGGACAAUCAGUUCCUCAUGUUCAUAUUCAUAUUCUUCCUAGGAAAAAUGGUGAUUAUGAAAACAAUGAUGAUAUAUAUGAUGAGAUAAAUGAAAAGGAGAAAGAAUUGAAAAAGAAGCUAGAGGUGGAUGUAGAGAGGAAAGAUAGGAGCCUUGAAGAAAUGGCACAAGAGGCUGAUGAAUACAGAAAAUUUGUAUUUUGA